AUGGCGGAGCAGCACCCGCUGCAGCACAGCAACACCAGGACUAGGCUCAAGAUCCAGUCGGCCGUGAACCGCGCGCACACACGAGAGCGCGACCGCGAGCACAGCGCGCGCGCCGCCCUGCUCAGGGGGCAGAAGGCCACGACGGGCAAGCAGGCGACCUCCUCGUCGGGCGCUUCCCCCACGCGGGGGGCGCGCCGCGAAUCCCUGGUGCGCGUCGACUCGAAGCGCGGCAAGAAGCCCCGCGAGCGAUGGCUGCUGACGCGCAAGACAUGGCGCUACAUGGCGGACGCGGGCCGGCGCCUCAUCCCGGACGGCGCGCACAACCGCGCCGAGGACGUGCCGCGCAUCGAGGCCUACUUCCAGGAGGUGUGCCACCGCGAGCCGCGCUUCCUGCUCUGGCGCAAGAGCUCCUACCCCGGCGCGCUGGGCUUCCGGCCGCGGGGGCGGUCGCGCGCGGGUCGCAAGAAGGGCGGCUCGUGCCGCGACCCCCGCGACAAGUCCGCGCGCGGCGGCGGCACCGUGUUCCUGCAGCCCGUGCUCGGCCCCGACGGCUCGGGCCGCUUUGACGUGCAGCGGGCGAAGAAGGAGUUCCUGGAGGCCGGCCCCGCCACCACGCGCCUCGACACCGGGGACGCCGCCUGGGACGCGUCCUGGGCGCAGCGGACGGCCAGGGACUCGUCCACCUCCGAAGACAGCCUGGACCCCGAGGACAAGCUCCUGCUCGACACGCUGGAGAUGUACCUCGCCAGGGACGAGGCCGCGCGCCGCGGCGACGGACCGCCCCCCACUCCGCCCCCGGGCGCGGUCCUGGACGAGCAGGAGCUGCUGGACAAGCUCCGGCUGCGGCUGGAGAGCGUUCUCGGCAGGGACCACGCCGACGCGGCGGCCUACCCGGACGAGGACGCCGUGCCGCACUCGCGGAACUCUCGCCGCUCGGAGGGCGUGCCGGGGGUACCCUUCAACGGGGACCACGUGCAGAAGCAGCUGCUGGAGACGCUGCGCCGGUACUACGGCAAGUCCACCGCCAGGCAGAAGGUCAUCUCGGACCUCUUGACGGAGCGCAAGCUGCUGGAGCGACUCCUCUUCGACACGAGAAGGGCCCGCGGCUUCGCUUACCGCCGAGGGGGCGGCAGCGGCGCCGCGGGGACGACGCAGCCCUACGUGAGCUCCAUGAGCCGCACGGACCCCCGCUGGAGGCAGCAAGCGGCCAGGCCCCGCGGCGCCGGGGCCAACCGACGGCGCUCCAGCGUGGACAACGACGACGUGUCGCCGUCCGUGAGCGACACCAUCAAGCGGUACUUGCGCAUGGCCAGGAAGAAGAGCAUGGACGGCGACAAGGCGGACCGCUUCAAGCGUGUCAACUACGACCGCAACCUGCGCAACAUCAAGGCCAAGGGGGAGAUCACGCUGCCGGGCGACGACGACGGCCUCAACAAGGGCGCGCAGACGGACGAGUCGUGGGUGAACGCCGUCAAGGAGCUCAAGUACGAGGGCACGGGCGUGGGCUCCAACCCCGACACGGAUGAGUUCGCCACCACCAGCAGCCGCCUCACCAGCUCCAGGAGCAGCUUCGACACCACGACCACGGCCGGCGACGAGCUGGCCUCGCCGUCGCAGGCCUCGCCGGCCACGACCUCGGCCAGCAGCACGCCGCUGCAGUCACCAAAGAGCAUCUUCUCCUCGGGGCAGUCGUUCCUGUCACACCUGCUUCACGGCCUUCACCAGCAGCAGCAGCUUCAGCAGCAACAACAGAUGCAACAACAACAGCAACAACAGCAACAUCCCGCCUACGGGCGGCAGGGCUCGACCAGCCCCAAAGAGGGCAGUGCUCAGCAAGGGGUUGCCGUGUCCGCAGGGGCGAUGCAGAAGUCCAAGUCCUCGUCCUCCGUGGUGCAGAGCCUGGAGAAGAUCUGGAAGACGCGCUCCAAGAGCCACAGCCGGGCGUCGGGCAGCGCGUCGGGCGUGGGCCAGGGCGCCUCGCACGACACGGGGCCGCCGCCGUCCUGCUCGUGGACACCGCAGGGCAACUGCACCUGGAGCAGCGGGUCGCGGCGAGUGCAGCUGGCCGAGUCGACGCCGUUGCUGCAGCUGAGCGAGGUGGAGCGGCAGGUGCUGCAGAAGGUGGCCCUCGCCAAGCUGCAGGCGCUCAACCUCGGCGUCGCCAUCAGGGUGCCUUCCGAGAAGGUGGUGGCGGAAGUGGCCGCCAAACCGAAGCGGCGCGCAUACCUGCUCAAGAGGAAGGCGCUGACAACGGGGGUGGUGGACGGGCGCAAGGACUCGGACAAGGACAACCCGGCCUCCGGCCUGGUGUUCGGCCUGCCCUUGUCGCAGUGCAUCGAGAACGAGAGGGGCGUGCGCGUGCCCAGCAACACGGCCCUGCAGGCCCGCCAGGGCACUGGAGGCAGCGGCCCGGGCGGCGCGUCCAGGAGCUCCGCCGGGGCCGCGGAUGACACGGGCAGCUCGGGCAGCGUGGAACUGAGACGGAAGUCGCACCACGGGUCCAGGGCCAGCUUCAGCUCCCUCGUGGAGGCUCCCCGCCACGACGAUGCCGGGUCCGUGGAGGACCUGCUGGUCGGCGGCAUACCCUCGGCGGGCAGCGUGCCGGGCCAGCUCAACUCGCUGUCGUCGGCGCCCUCCUCGACGGCCACCGACUUCCUCGACGACGAGCUGAGUGAGCUGCUGGCCGAGUCGAGCCGGAUACCCUGGGUGCCUCACCUCGUGUCCACGUGCUUGCGGCACCUCACCAACCACGGCCUGCACACGCUCGGCAUCUUCAGGGUAUCCAGCUCCAAGAAAAGAGUUCGACAGUUACGAGAGGAGUUCGACGGCGGCCAGGAGGCGUCGCUGGACGACGACCUGUGUCCGCACGACGUGGCCACCCUCCUCAAGGAGUACUUCCGGGACCUGCCAGACCCCCUGCUGUGCAGGGAUCUGUACCAAGCUUUUGUACAAACGCAACGCAUUCGCAACCGGCCGGGCUCCCAAGGGCGGAGGCGGUCGCGGGGGCCUGGGAAAACCGGGCAGGUGGCCCUGGCCCCCAAAGGUCAGCAAAAUCAGCAAAUGCCCCCGAUUCAUUACUUUUUCCCCCUUGGUGGAAAACUUUGUGGGUCAAAGCCAAAAUUUGUGGUCAAGUCUUCCCGAUACAGGACUUGGUCGGAAAAUCGUUGCGGUCAAAGCCAAAAUCUGUCUGCUCAGGUGUCGGCGGAGUUGCUGGACGAGGUGUACAUGCACAUGAUGGACUCCCACCCGCUCGCUCUGGACCAGCUUCUAAGAAGAAGAGCAGCGGAGUCGGGGGAGGACGUUGACGUGGAGGCGGAGGACAACCUGGUGGAGAGGAGCGAACGGCGAAUGUGGAGUCGCGAGGAGUUCCUGCACGAGCGGUGCGCCACGCCGGCCGACGAGGAGCCAGUCAGCAGAGGCAGUCGGCGCAGUGGCGGCGGCAGAAGACGGUCGCGCGCCGACUCGGCGGGAGACUCGGCGGACAGCGGCACGGCGUCGGGGUCCGGCCAGGGCGUCAUCACCGCCUCCCUCAAGAUCCCCGUGCCGGGGGUGGCCGCGACGGGCGGCGUGGGUGGGGCCGGCGCGGCCUUCGCGCUCAGCGUGGACGACUCGGACAUCCCCUACAUCGAGGACACCGUGCAGGACGGGGCGGGCAGUGGGAGGCACCAGGUGACCGUCGGACUGGUGCGCGGAUCGCUGACGGGCUCCGCGCUCGUCGGGGCAACGCCCUCCAGCCAGAGCCAGCGGCGGCGGCAGCGCUCGGGGAGCGGCAGCGUGGGCAGCGACUCCUCGACGACGGGCACGGGCGCCGCGGUGUCGCAGGGCACGCGGGACUCGGCCGUGGGGUCGUACAGCAGCCCGCCGCGGAACAGCAGCAGUUCCCCGCCCUCGUGGGCGUCCUCGCCGCCGCUCUCGCCCGACCCGCUCGUGCGCAGCGUCAACUACAUCCCCGACGUGGUGCCGCAGGACGCGGGGCUGGCCGGCCGGCGCGCCGCCUACUCGCGGACGGCGUCCACGACCUCGGAGCAGCACGUGCAGACCACCACGCUGACGCCGGGCGUCGUGGUGCAGCGCGUCACCUUCACGUCCAUCGGGGACGCCAAGGAGGCGGGGGCGGCGCUGGCCGCGGACGCUGCGGGCCAGGCGCCGCUGGCGGGCAUCGGCGGUCGCCGCGAGCCCGCCCCCGCCGCCCCCGCCGCCAGCAAGCCCAGCGCCUACCAGCGCAUCCUGUCGUCGCUCACGGGCUCCAGCCACUCCUCGAGCCACGCCAGUGCAGCCAGUGCGGCCACCGGUUCCGAGCUCGCCAAGAGCGCCACCACCUCCUUCAUCGGCAGCGCCGCCUUCGAGGACCGCGACGUGCGCGACCGCGACUACCGGGAGCAGCGCGACUUCCGGGACGAUGUGGUCACGGCCACGACGGUGCGCGAGAGAGAUAGGAUCAUCACGCCCAGCAUCUCGUCCAUCGGCGGCGCCGUGCUGCGCUCCAAGACGGCGGACAUCGAGCGCAUGCUGCGAAUCAGCCGCACCACCACCACGACGUCGCCGAGCCCCAGCAGCGCCGGCGCGCCGGACGACAAGAAGAAGUACACCAAGCGGAGGUACACGCGGCACAUCCCCGAGGCGGACGCGCUGGUCACCUCCGUGGACGGCAUGUCGGCCAUGUCCCGCUCGCCGUCGGGGGUCGGCCUCGUCGGCGGCCCUCUGCCGCAGGUGGGCGUGGGGGCGGCGGCCGCGGUCCUGGCGGCCGGGCCGAGGGGCUCGACGACGCAGGGCCCCGUGUGGAAGCGGCGGGAACUCAUUGCCAGCAACCCCAAGCGACACGAUUGAGCCAUUUGUGUAGACGGACGGAGGCGCAAAGACUUCUUUUUAAAUUUUCGGGCCCCAGUGUUCAUGGAGCCCGAUGCGGCAGCUUCGUCGUCAAGCUACUUUUACUUCCUUUUUAUAAAAGAAAAAUGCUGUGAACUAUGCGAGUGUAAAUAUGUGUAUCUUUGUAAUUUGAAGCCUUGUGUAUUAUUUCAAAAAUGAUAUUUUCCCUUGAGGUAGCCUUGUUUGGCUCUCACACAAUCAGCCCAGACGUGAUUUUUGGUCAAUAUAAAAUAAAAGAUUUUAAGAGAAAAACUAAUGCAA
Thrips palmi is the source of this 5127-nucleotide messenger RNA. RefSeq lists its product as uncharacterized. NCBI's taxonomy places the organism in Eukaryota, Metazoa, Arthropoda, Insecta, Thysanoptera, Thripidae. The record is from RefSeq and is a predicted model, not a curated record. The coding region runs from base 1 to 4827 and encodes 1608 amino acids. The transcript is spliced from 16 exons. Gene Ontology annotation, biological process: signal transduction.